Molecule: messenger RNA, 2758 nt
Organism: Esox lucius (northern pike)
Lineage: Eukaryota; Metazoa; Chordata; Actinopteri; Esociformes; Esocidae
Gene: slc7a7
Product: solute carrier family 7 member 7
Exons: 10
Coding region: 473-1987 (504 amino acids)
Biological process (GO): amino acid transmembrane transport
Cellular component (GO): membrane
Molecular function (GO): L-amino acid transmembrane transporter activity; basic amino acid transmembrane transporter activity
Source: RefSeq, a predicted model, not a curated record
ACUAGAGCUGCUGGACCAGAAAACAGAAGUUCAUCAGCUGAUCGUCUGUGCACCUUCAGACUCUGACGGGAAAGUGAGCCGGAUCGGUGACGCCAAGUGAGAGAGUAGAGGGCAGCGUGUGACGGUUGCUACUGGAGAGCGCGCGUCGAGCGCAACGAUAUUUUGACCACGGUCUUACAAUAGAGAGUAAAACAAUGAGGAUGCAGAAUUUACAUGAAACGUCUAUUAAAAAAAACAAACGCUAACCAUUGUUUUAGAGAACAAUAGCAAGAGGACACGAAGGGGAAGCAAGCCAAGUUCACCGCAUCUGGAGACGAUCUCACCAAAGGUACGCUCGCAGCUGGAAAACAUCUACCUCACCAAUCAGAACCUAUUCUCCCCACGAACUGACUGAUUGACAGACACCCGGUCCAAUCGCUGCUCACUCCCUCGCAUCCCCAGUCACCAACCUUCACACCACACGCCUACUGCCAUGGCGUCCUACAGCCCCGCCUCCACGCAGGAGCCGUCCACCAACGGCAAGUCGCCCUCGAUCCGUUCGGGAGGCUCGGGGGGGGGCGACAGUGACUCCAUGAAGCUGAAGAAGGAGAUCUCGCUGCUGAACGGCGUGUGUCUCAUCGUGGGCAACAUGAUCGGCUCGGGCAUCUUCGUCUCGCCCAAGGGGGUGCUAAUCUACAGCGCCUCCUACGGGCUGUCGCUGGUAGUGUGGACCAUCGGCGGAGUCUUCUCCGUGUUCGGGGCCCUGUGUUACGCCGAGCUGGGGACUACCAUCACCAAGUCCGGUGCCAGCUACGCCUACAUCCUGGAGGCGUUCGGCGGGUUCUUGGCUUUCAUCAGACUGUGGACCUCCCUGUUGAUCAUCGAGCCUACCGGUCAGGCCGUCAUAGCCAUCACCUUCUCCAACUACAUGGUGCAGCCGGUCUUCCCCACCUGUAUAGCGCCUUACCUGGCCAAUCGGAUGCUGGCCGCGGCUUGUAUAUGUUUGCUGACCUUCGUGAACUGUGCCUACGUGAAGUGGGGGACGCGGGUCCAGGAUUUCUUCACCUACGCCAAGGUCGUGGCCCUCAUCGCUGUUAUCAUCACCGGCCUGGUCAAGCUAGGCCAAGGUUACACCCAUAACUUUGAGGGCUUGUUCGAGGGGUCGUCCACGGACCCGGGGAACAUGGCCCUGGCUCUGUACUCCGCUCUGUUCUCCUACUCCGGCUGGGACACGCUCAACUUCGUCACGGAGGAGAUCAAGAACCCAGAGAGGAACCUGCCCCUGGCCAUCGCCAUCUCCAUGCCCAUUGUUACAAUCAUCUAUAUCCUUACCAAUGUAGCGUACUACACUGUCCUGCCCAUCCCGGCCAUCCUGGACAGUGACGCCGUGGCUGUGACGUUUGCAGACCAGGUGUUUGGGGUGAUGAACUGGACCAUCCCUUUGGCCGUGGCUCUAUCCUGCUUCGGAGGACUGAACGCUUCCAUCCUGGCUGCCUCCAGGCUGUUCUUCGUGGGCUCCAGGGAGGGUCAUCUCCCAGACUACCUGUGCAUGAUUCACGUCACCCGUUACACACCCAUCCCUGCACUGCUCUUCAACGGAGCCAUGGCGUUGGUCUACCUGUGUGUUGAGGACAUCUUUAAACUGAUCAACUACUAUAGCUUCAGCUACUGGUUCUUUGUGGGCCUCUCUAUCCUGGGGCAGCUGUACCUGCGUUGGAAACAGCCAGACAGAGUCAGACCCCUCAAGCUCAGCCUGUUCUUCCCAAUCGUCUUCUGUUUCUGCACAUUGUUCCUGGUUGUGGUUCCCAUCUACAGUGACACCAUCAACUCUCUGAUUGGCAUUGGCAUUGCCCUAUCAGGAGUCCCUGUUUACUUCCUGUGCAUCUACACUCCCGCCACCAAAAGGCCCAUCUGGCUCCGCAGGUUCUUUGCCAACUUUGGUCUGUUGAUUCAAAAGGUGUGCUUUUCUGUUGUGACUGAGUUGGAUGUCAUAGAGAAGUUGGAGUGAAGAGAAGAAACAACAUAAUAAAGACUCCCCAAAUAAAGACUCAAAGAACCUCAACCAGACCACCUCCGGGCCAGAAUCUCCCACAGGACUGCCAAUCAGAGGGCAGACAUCCAUUGGCUCAAAUUUUUGGCCAGCCAAUCAUCGCCAUGAUGUGUCGCUGUGUUCAUGUUCAUUGGACAAUGGGGUCGUUCUAUGGCCUGGAUAACAUUCCAGUUGCCUCUGACAUCACAAAGGAUGUUCCACAUUCAGGAAGAAUCAAUACUGAAUCAUUCCUGAGUCUUUCAAUGUUUUUACUCAAACACUGAUAUUUACAUGUGUAAAUGUAGGAGUAAGUUAGUGACCUACAUAGCAACUGGCCCCCCCUAAAUUAAAAUAAUGAUGAAACAAGUGAUUGAGAUACUGAAGACAUUGAGGAACGUAAUAUAAUUACUGGGAUGACUUGCUGCUGCAUGUGGGUGUUCAUCAUUGAUACAGAGCAGUGCUGAAACACAUUGUCUUUGGCACCACCGAUAGGGAAGACUAUUAAAACAAUAGAAUUUAGAGUAGUAGAAUACGUACAGGUAUCUCUACUUAGAAUUCUUCUGUUGACAAGUAAAUGUUCAUUUGUACCUGUCCUUUGUAAAUGUCUUAUCCUACAUGCUUUUAAGAUCUUUGUGAAGCAAAGGCUUGUAUUUUUAAUCAACACAUUUGGAAUAAUCUUUACUCUUUCAAUCAACUUUAUUUAAACAAAGGAAAGGGAGUGUGUAGGGUCAUGUUGAUAAAAGGUGAAUA